AUUAAUUAAUAUCAAAAUUUGGAAAAUUUUGCAUUGGGCCACUUUUCUGUGAAACAGUUGGUAGGGUUUAUUAUUUUCACACUCACUCUACUCUACUCUCCCCCCAUUUUCCAAAAUCCAGCUCCCUCACUUUAAUCUACUCCUCCCCAGAUUCUGCUCUCUGGCUUUGCUGUUGAUAUCUAAGUCAUGCAAGCUGGCAAGGUUGGCUGGGCUGGGCAAGCAUUUGCACUUGCCUCCAGCAAUGACUCAGGUGGGAAGAAGACACGAGUUAGACGGUCAAAAGAGGAGAGGAAAUCGAUAGCUGAGUCAUUCAUAAAGAAAUAUCAGAAUUCGAAUGAUGGAAAUUUCCCAUCCCUCAACCUUACACACAAAGAAGUUGGUGGUUCUUUCUAUACAGUCAGGGAGAUUGUUCGAGAGAUUAUUCAAGAAAAUCGAGUCUUAGCUCCUCCAAAAGUGUCUCCUGAAGAAAAUGGCCUUUCUGGAUUCUUGGAACAGCACCCGUUAGGAUCUAUCUCAAUGGAACCAAUUAUUGAUAGAGGUGAUGCGGUAACACAUGUUGAAGCCCAACGAAAUUCAAUUUUUAAGUGCAGACAAUGUUCCACCUCUAGUGAGUCUUAUGAGUUGGCUGACAAAGAUGGAGGUUCUAAUCGAACAAGUGAAAGCCAUCAUCUACCUAAUCAUUAUCAUGAUGAAAGCAUGGAAGAGGUUUCAAACUCACCUCAAAUGAAAAGCCACAAAUUUGAGGAAAAUAUUGUGAAUGGAUUUGUGGUGGCUGAUCAUCACAAAGAUAUUGAUGAGGGACGACGGGGUCAAAUGCUUAAUAACGAGCAAUAUCAUGUUAAGAACAAUCAGACAGUUGACAAGGACAAAGAAUUUGGGGAAAGAAUAUAUACUGAGCCCACAGCAAUCAAGACUCUGAAUCAAGAGAAACUCGAAGCUCAUAAUGUAGAAUUGUCUCGACCUUUCAAAUCUCAUACGUACUCUGAUAUUGUGGUGGAAACAUUUCCGCUGAGGCCUGUACCUACAACAAUUGACAAAAUGGCGGAAGAAUCUGGUGAACAACAAGAGGCAGUUGAAAUGUUGGAAGAUAAGGGAACGGCUCAAGAAAAGAAUACAUUUACGCAGAGCUCUUCUAGUUUUGUCAAUGACAAAGGUGACAAUGUGCCUCCACAUUCGACUGCGGAACUGAAUGGUGAAAACAGGGAUGCAGAAGUGGUGCAAAUUCUUCAAGGCCCAUCAAUGGAAACUGCCAAACAUCCAUCAGCAUUCAAAACCAGUGAACUUGAUGCAGGUGACAUUGGAGAGCUUGAAUCUAAGGCUUCCUUGCUCGAUGGAGCUGAGGCCAGUAGUACUACCAAAACGUUGAUCUCUGAGGACUCCAGCGCAGCAGUUGUAGGAAAAUCCAGUGAUCGAGAUAAUAGCAGUGUGGCAAAGGGAAACAAUCCCACACUCGACAGAAUUAAUCUUGAAACUUGGGAUGGAGCAGCCAAGAAAUCUCCUCAACCUGAAAGUAAUCCUCUCCUGGCAUUAGUGAAGGCGAUUAUCUCUUCGUUUGUGAAGUUUUGGACCGAAUAAUUCUUUCUCUUUUUCGAGUUCUCCUUUGAAACAGGCCUUUUAGAUAUUUGUGGUGGUUUGAUACUUCAUGAGUAGCUGUUUGUUGCUAGUUAUAUAGCUUGGAUUGAAGAAGAUGGUCUGUUUUUUCUUUGUGGGAUUAUUUUCUUUGCCAAGUUAGAAUAGGCGAUGUUUGUUUGUUAUUCCAUAUAAGGCAAUAUACAAGACUUUGGCUGUGUUUCUCUGU
Salvia miltiorrhiza (redroot sage) is the source of this 1798-nucleotide messenger RNA. RefSeq lists its product as uncharacterized. The record is from RefSeq and is a predicted model, not a curated record. Lineage: Eukaryota; Viridiplantae; Streptophyta; Magnoliopsida; Lamiales; Lamiaceae.